AAACUCCAGGAAAGUGGGCUAAAAGAAUGCUAAGGAUGAUGGUUGAGAGGAAUAGGGAAUCUGUGGGGCACAGGACAGAGAUCAGCCUAAAUGCUGUCAUUGGGGGGGGGGGAGAAGGGAGGAAAAAGGAUCUGGAGGGUGAGGUGGGCUAAGGCAUGGGCUAAGGGGAUGGCAAGUGGAAGAUAAUGCUCCCAAAUCCUGUGAAGUCUCAUUUCCCAGGAGACUGGGCAUGGGCAUGAAAUGGAGUUUCAGAAACUUUGAACCUCCAUGAAUAUGUCUUGGUUUCAAAGAAUUAUGGGGCUGCUGUAUAGAGCUUGACAAGUAAGUGUUCUGAGUGACAAGGUCUAUCUGAAAAAAGCUCCUGUACCUUUUGGUUACCCUUUUUCAAAAGCCAUUUCUUUUCUGCAGUUAAUUGACUGAACAGGUUGUUUAUGUUUUAACAAACUGACCAUUCUUAUCUGUGAGUUUGUUUUCCUGUAGUCCCAUGCCUAGAUUCCAGGAGCUGGUUAAUGUAGCCAGCCAGAAUAAAGGAAGAAUUUCCUUUGGUCUUGUUUUCAUGUAUGAAAGAAGCCUUCAAGGAAAAUCUAAUUGAGCUGUUGUAUCCAGAUAGAUUUGUCUGCAGUCAUCUCCCCUGAUCCAAGUUAAAAAAUUGUUGACCGUGUCUCUAAGUUUUUUCCUUUAGGUACCACAAUUGCCUUAAUAGAAAUCAACACUAACUCCUCUCCAGAUCUCCCAGAUCAAUCUCCUCUUCUCCUAAACCCUGUUUGUUCUCUCAGACAUCUCAGUCCUUUACAAGCAGGUCUAACAUGUGCUAUUCAAAGCAUGUAGGGUUCUGAGAUGUGGGACUCAGGCAGGACUGAUCACCAAAGGAGAGAGAAUGUCAGUCUCAUCAUAUGAGGAAUUCAGGGAAUAUUUGCACCUUUGCACAGACGAAUUCUGUGAUGGUAUUAGAGUUUUGGAAGAAGAGAAGGAGGAUUCAUCAGACUCAGAAGAUAUUGAGAAUUUGACCUCUAAGUAUCAGGAUAAAAUCCAGCAAUCCUUAUUGGAUAAUGUUGAUGCCAACUUUCGGAGACGAAAUCCGGUCCAGGCUACCUAUUCCAUCUCACAGGAAUUGGGCUUGGUGAACUUCAUAAGGAAUGAUGAAGAGGACUCCAAACCUGCUGAUGCUCCCAGACAGUCUGGUUCUUUACUAGAAAGGGCCUUGGCUUUUUGGGAUGCCAUGCUGAAAAAGAUUAAGAAUUGGUGGAAAAAAUUGCUUACUUGGUUAGAAGAGAUGCUUUCUGCCCUGAAGAGAAUGGCAACUUUCUUGUGGGAGGGAAUUAAGGAUGGAGCAACUUUCUUGUGGGAGGGAGUUAAGGAUGGAGCAAUUUUCUUGUGGGAGGGAGCAGUGCAUGCAGUGACGACUGUAUGGGAGUGGUUACAGGGCCUGUUUUGAUCCCCUCCAUUUAAUUCCCCCCCUUUCCAUAAAGAGGGCCCAAUAUCAUGGGUAUCUUGUCAGAUUUCUGUAUUUAGGGUGAUAUUAAUUUGAAAGAUUAUAAAAACAUUACAAAAGAUAGAAGAGGCUGAAUUUCCAUGCACAUAACAGAACGCCAAGAGAAGUGUGUAAACCUUCUUUCUAUUUCAUGGUGUGGGAAUUUAUUUUUCAUAUACUGUAUGAAUUGCUGUAAUUAGAGAGAAUUCCUGUGUUCCCCCGUCUGGGGCCUGGGUCAGAGAUAUCAUGUAGCAGGCUGCCUUUUUCAUUUUCUUUGUUCUUGGAAAUCCCAAAGAACAUCAUCCCUUUGGACAGAAUUUGGUUAAGAAAUGAAGGAGGCAAGGCUUCUUUUCCUGUGGACUUGACUGUCCACCUGUGGGGGUGGAUCAGUGGAUGGAGCACUUAUCACCAAUUAAAGAUGUCUGGGGGACAGACAAUGCUAUCUAUGUAUGCAAUUAGAACACCUUGGGGUGUUCAAGGGAGAGGCUGAACAAUGAGCUCCUAAAGAACUAUUUAUUGGACUACCUGACCCAGUUCAGGUCAUCCCUGGUCAGGAGAGAGCCAUGGAAAAUUAUAUCCCUUUAUCACCUGAUAAUGACGAUUAUCUGUGAAAACCUGGUUCCUCUCAGCAAUGAGAUACAGUGCAAAGCUCUGGGACAAUCCUGAGACUUUUUUUUUAAACCCUUACCUUCCAUCUUGGAAUCAAUACUGUACAUUGGUUCCGAGGCAGAAGAGUGGGAAGGGCUAGGCAAUGGGGGUCAAAUGACUUGCCCAGGGUCACACAGCUGGGAAGUGUCUGAGACCAGAUUUGAACCUAGGACCUCCCAUCUCUAGGUCUGGCUCUCAAUCCAUUGAGCUACUCAGCUGCCCCCAAUCCUGAGACUUCUGAUGGGGAAACUAUCCACCUCCAGAGAAAGGGAGUUGUCUUUCACACCAGUGUAUUUAUGGUUUUAUUUUGGGGUUUUGGUUAUGUAUGAGUUUGCUCUGACAACAAGAGCCAGUAUGGAAGUGUGUUUUGCAUGAUAAUAAAAAUGAAAAAAUAAAAUAAACAAUAAACCUGACAUAAUCAAUAAGUAUAUUCUUGCUCUGAAAAACCAGUCUCUUGAGAUCCUUUGAAUCUUAACAAUACUAUUUGCUUUUUAACAAUGAUUAAUAAAUUCUAUACAUCACAUUGA
Monodelphis domestica (gray short-tailed opossum) is the source of this 2646-nucleotide messenger RNA. Lineage: Eukaryota; Metazoa; Chordata; Mammalia; Didelphimorphia; Didelphidae. The record is from RefSeq and is a predicted model, not a curated record.